UAAAUAGACAACUGAACUUACUUCACUUACACCAUCAACUCAAACACAACUUCAGUAUGAAUAUUGAAUCAUCAUCUUUCUACCCCAUUUUGUGCAUAUGCAUGAUUUUACUCUGCCUUCCAAACAAUUCUGCGUCGGAAAGAUGCAACAACAAUGACAAGCAAGUUCUACUUGGAAUCAAGGAAGCCUUCAAAAACCCUCAUCUUCUGGCCUCAUGGGUUCCAAGCGAAGACUGUUGUGAUUGGUACCUCGUUAAAUGUGGCGAAACCAACAACCGCAUAGUUUCCCUCACUAUUCAAGACGACGACAAUCUUACUGGCCAAAUCCCACCUCAGGUGGGAGGCCUGCCAUAUCUUGAAACCUUAUGGUUCUAUAAACUCCCCAAUCUUUACGGAGCAAUCCCAGAACAAAUUUCUGCACUCACUAGCCUAAAAUCCGUCCGGCUCAGCUGGACUAAUCUCAGUGGCCCUGUUCCCAUAUUCUUCGCACAGCUCACAAACCUAACUUACUUAGACUUGUCCUCCAACAAACUUAACGGGGUCAUCCCAUCUCAGCUUUCUACCCUUAAAAACCUUUCCGCCCUUCACUUAGACCGGAACCAUCUCACAGGUGAAAUUCCUGCUGCCUAUGGGAACAUUUCUGGAUCCCCAGACAUAUAUCUUUCUCAUAACCAUCUGACGGGCUUUGUUCCACAAACAUUUGCUAGUUCGGAUCCAAUUAGGAUUGACCUGUCUUGGAACUCACUAGAAGGUGACAUAUCGUUCUUUUUUGGGACUAAGAAGCGCCUAGAAACUGCAGAUUUUUCACGAAACACGUUUAGUUUUAAUUUUUCCAAGGUGCAGCAGUUUCCACCCUCAUUAAUAUACUUGGAUUUGAACCACAACCAGAUCAGCGGAAAUCUGUCUACUGCAUUGGCCAAACUGCAGUUGCAGACAUUUAACGUUAGUAAUAACAAGCUCUGUGGCAUGAUUCCAGCAGAAGGGAACCUAGAAAGAUUUGGCAAUACGGCCUAUCUCAACAACACUUGCUUGUGUGGUGCUCCAUUGCCUAAAUGCUAGUUAAUUACCAUGCAAAAUGUGCCCUAAGCUUAUCUUUGUGAUGAGAUUAUGUUAUGUACUAAUAAAAGGAACAAAAUAAUACAUUGUAGCCAUCUAACAGUGGAAUGCAGGAGGCGUAUGAUGACGCAAUAAGUUACCUUUUUUUGUAAGAUAUUUGUACCUUUUAGACUUAUGUCGUUCCUUGUUUGUAAUAAACUUAUCUUCGGUGAUAGUAUAUCUGUAUUUUCAAA
Daucus carota subsp. sativus is the source of this 1288-nucleotide messenger RNA. RefSeq names its product polygalacturonase inhibitor. The record is from RefSeq and is a predicted model, not a curated record. Gene Ontology annotation, molecular function: protein binding. The transcript has a single exon. Lineage: Eukaryota; Viridiplantae; Streptophyta; Magnoliopsida; Apiales; Apiaceae. The coding region runs from base 57 to 1058 and encodes 333 amino acids.